Knipowitschia caucasica is the source of this 624-nucleotide messenger RNA. The record is from the annotation of a GenBank genome assembly. Lineage: Eukaryota; Metazoa; Chordata; Actinopteri; Gobiiformes; Gobiidae.
AUGAGCACACAUAAAGACGUGAGACAGACAGCAGGAGAGGCCCACAGGGUACAGAUCAUUCUGAGCUUUGGGGGCCACACUUCCGAGAAUCGGACCCAGUCACGACAGCCCGGGGCGUUACAGCCCACAUCUGCCCCCAACACCGACGAGCCGCUGGGGAAGCACAGCCGAUUCCAAGGAAGAGGAGCAGGAAAAGGAAGCGCAAAACUGGGAAAGUACCAAAGAACGGAGGAUAAUCACGGCGCUGUUAUCAACUGCAGUGUUUGUGAGGACCCAGCAGAGGGUGCCGGUACCCCCGUAAAGCCUGUACCCCUCAUGGGUCCAGGCGGCGCUGAAGUGCUGAAGUCCAGGUCUCAGAGCCCUGUUCCACUGUGUCCGCCGCUGCCCCCCGGAGAGCACAGAGGUCAGUGCAGCGUUGCUUUGACACUGCCUCACGCACGCAGUCACGCAGCGCACCACAAGAGGAGCAACUGUUCCGGCCACGACACCAGCGAUGAAGGAGAGCAGUGUCCAAACAAACGCUGCAAUGACCUAAUGUGCUCCUACCGGGCAGCGGCGGACACAGGGAACAGGGCUCUGAAACCCAUCCAGAGACGACAAACACCCUCUUCAGUCAAGCGGUGA